This is a messenger RNA of Serinus canaria (Common canary), 5297 nucleotides long. It is a transcript of the gene RUFY2, whose product is annotated as RUN and FYVE domain containing 2. NCBI's taxonomy places the organism in Eukaryota, Metazoa, Chordata, Aves, Passeriformes, Fringillidae. Gene Ontology annotation, molecular function: metal ion binding. The record is from RefSeq and is a predicted model, not a curated record. Gene Ontology annotation, cellular component: cytoplasm. The transcript is spliced from 18 exons. The coding region runs from base 1950 to 3821 and encodes 623 amino acids.
CGAUGCUGGCCGGGCUAUUCCCUGGUGGUAGCUGCGAACAGCCCUGCCGGGGGCUGCUGCUGCUCCGGGGGGCAGAGCCCUGCAGAGCUUGCUCUGCUCUCUGUAAUAGCCCAGACGGUACCCGGGCGGCAGCUGGGAUUUAGGGUUUCACUCGCGCUGUUAAAUUCUAAAUCUUGAUUUAAAAUUAAAAAAAAAAAAAUGUUCGCCAUUUGUAUUUUUAAGAAGCAGGUGAAGAAAAACAUGCGGGUAGAUCGCACUUUAAAACAGAUCUAUGAUGCAUUUCGCCUCAGAAAAAAGGCGAGGGCUGAUAAUUAAAAGGACAGCAGACAUAGAAGUCUGUCUGAGGAGGAUCGGCUCCAGAAGUCAGAAUGAGGUCACCUGACAAAGGAAUUUUCAUUAUGCCUUUGGGGAAGUAGACAGGGAGAGCUACCCACCUGAAGUCUGCAUUGAGCAAGGCGUUUCCUCCUCUAACACUUUAUUUGAUGCUGUCAGUAGCAAAGCUAAUAAAACAGGAUGUGUGCUCUGCCAGCAGAAAGGCUGCUGCUGUUACAGCCCCCACCUGUUCGGGGAUGCUGUGCUGGUGCUGCUCUGGUAGAGCUGCUCAGGUCCUAGCAGCUGAGCAGGAAGGAAGGAACAGACAAAGCCCUGAGCUGCAGCUGCUGACUGGGUACAGUUUUGCCAGAGCCUUGUCUUUCAUUAUCUUAUUGCUUCUCGUGUCUCCUGGGGUUUGCUGUUGGAGUUCUGGGGAACUAUAAAAUCGGUUUGUAAGGCUGUCGCAUGUACACAAUCUCAGUCAUUGUUUUUCCUAGAGAGCAGAGAUAGGUUAUGUUUUGGGGUAGUUGGGUAUUUGGCAGGCAGCUAGGGAAACAGAAUAUUAGAAAGUAGUUUUCAGGGUUUCUAAUAUCCAAUCCCUAAAUACCUGAAGUUUGCAGGAAAUGAGACAAGUCAUUUCACUGCUGUUGAGGAGCUGAGAAAAUGCCCAUCUGUUAUGAUGAUUUGGGUUCUUUGUGCUUUCUGACGUGCAGACAGAUACAGUCUGUGUCAGAUACCAAUACUCAGAUUUGCAAAGGAACAGGCUUACUUUUUUUUCUCAGUCACAAGCCUUUCUAGAUAUUUUGACAUCUGUGUCUCAAUGUCUUUUAAAAAGUUUGGUUUUUUACUUUACUUGUUGGAUUUAAUUAAGCGGUAAAUCAUCAAACUCUUUUGUUUCUUUCCAGGUUACUUUGAUGAAUAAAUAAACAGAGGCUUGUUUUGUGUCUGAGAAAAUAGGGUCUGGCCUGAAUGUUUGAAUUGCUUCAUUAUAAAUGAAAAUAAGCUUAAGAAUUUCCUGAGCACUCUGUUCUCAGUAGCAGGAUUUCUAAGAAGAGGAACCUUGUCCAUUCUGUCAGACUGAGAUGAUUGUAAAAAGCUAUGGAUAUUUACUGAUAAGAUUUAAUCCUCAUAUGUAUUUUUGCAGUAUGCACUUUGUAAUGUUUACCAAAAACUUAAAGUUAAAGCAAAACCUUUAAUUCUUAAGAUUUUCUGUGUAGAAAAUACUUUGUGGCUAGGUGAGAAACUGAAUUUUCAGUGUGUAGUAUUUUCCAGAAAACGCUCCUGGCUUAGUGGCAGUGACUCUGAACAGCCUGAGAAGGAAGGCAUGUGUCUGUGUCACUGUGCAAUUAAAGCUACAGUGGAAAGGGAUUCUAUAGAAGAAGUAUGAUGAGCGCUUCUGUAGGUAGGGUGUGAUACACCAGAUAAAUCCAUUAAUUAACAGGAAGGCUGCUUUGAUACCGUGGGAGGGGCACUGGUUGCAGCCAUGCAGCAGAGGUGCUGUGUUAAUUGCAGUGACUUGGCUGCUUCUGAGACCUGCUGGGACAACAUGGUGCCUAAGAUCUGACAUUCCCAGCCUGGCCUUUCCCCAUUAAACCCAUUGAAACACUGAGAAUGUGCUCUGGAUUGGAUGCUUCUCUAUGGCAUGGUGGUUUAUAGCCCCUGCUGAAUUUGUCCUGUUAAGCUUAUUAGCUGAAGCUGUAAAGGACCCUACAGCUGUAGAAAGAGCAAAUUUAUUAAACAUGGCUAAACUGAGUAUCAAAGGACUCAUUGAAUCAGCCUUGAGCUUUGGGCGCACUCUGGAUUCUGACUACCCACCUUUGCAGCAGUUCUUUGUUGUCAUGGAGCACUGCCUGAAGCAUGGCCUGAAAGUAAGAAAAUCCUUUCUCAGUUACAAUAAAACCAUCUGGGGUCCUCUGGAACUUGUGGAGAAAUUAUAUCCAGAAGCUGAGGAAAUAGCAGCAAGUGUCAGAGAUUUGCCUGGCCUUAAGACGCCGCUGGGCCGUGCCCGGGCCUGGCUGCGGUUGGCUCUGAUGCAGAAGAAAAUGGCUGAUUAUCUUCGCUGUUUGAUCAUCCAGAGAGACCUCCUCAGUGAGUUUUAUGAGUAUCAUGCACUGAUGAUGGAAGAGGAAGGAGCAGUGAUUGUUGGGCUGUUAGUUGGGCUGAACGUGAUCGAUGCCAACCUGUGUGUGAAGGGAGAAGACCUGGAUUCACAAGUUGGGGUGAUCGAUUUCUCUGUGUAUUUGAAGAGUGAUGAUGACAUUGGGGGCAAAGAAAGAAAUGUACAGAUUGCUGCAAUAUUGGACCAAAAGAAUUAUGUUGAGGAACUAAACAGGCAACUGAACACAGUUAGCAGUCUACAUGCAAGAGUUGACUCACUAGAGAAAUCAAACACUAAACUGAUUGAAGAGUUAGCAAUAGCAAAAAACAAUAUAAUUAAACUUCAGGAAGAAAACCAUCAAUUAAGGAGUGAAAAUACUCUGAUUUUAAUGAAAACACAGCAUCAUCUAGAGGCAGCCAAGGUGGACGUGGAGGCAGAGCUGCAGACGUACAAGCACUCGAGGCAGGGCUUGGAUGAGAUGUACACCGAGGCGCGCAGGCAGCUCCGCGAGGAGGCACAGCUGCGCCAGGAUAUGGAGAAUGAGCUAGUGGUUCAAGUUAGCAUGAAACAUGAGAUAGAGCUUGCCAUGAAGCUGCUGGAGAAGGAUAUCCAUGAGAAGCAGGACACCCUCAUCGGCCUGCGGCAGCAGCUUGAGGAAGUUAAGGCAAUUAAUGUGGAAAUGUACCAAAAGCUGCAGGUUUCUGAAGAUGCUAUGAAAGAAAAGAAUGAAAUAAUUAGUCGAUUAGAGGAUAAGACCAAUCAAAUUAAUGCAACUAUGAAACAACUAGAACAAAGAUUGCAGCAAGCAGAGAAGGCUCAAAUGGAGGCUGAGGCUGAGGAUGAGAAACUUAAACAGGAAUAUGUGAAUAAAUCUGAAAGCCUGCAGAACGAAUUCUCCCAGAAGGAGAAACAGCUUCUUCAGCUGGAAACAGACUUGAAGAUAGAAAAAGAGUGGCGGCAAACCCUGGAGGAUGAUCUUCAGAAGGAAAAGGAAAUUGUGUCUCAUCUGAGAACAGAGACCCAAGAAAUAGUUACCCUUAAGAAAGAGUUCCUUAAACUUCAGGAGAAGAACAAGCAGCUGAAAAGCACAUGUGAAGACCAAGAAGCUGCUCUCCAAGAACUGGCAUCCAAGCUGAGCGAAUCAAAGCUGAAAAUAGAAGAUAUAAAAGAAGCUAACAAGGCAUUGCAGGGCCAGGUUUGGUUGAAGGACAAAGAAGCCACUCAUUGCAAGCUGUGUGAAAAGGAAUUUUCACUUUCCAAAAGGAAGCAUCACUGCAGGAACUGUGGGGAGAUCUUCUGCAAUGCCUGUUCUGACAAUGAGCUGCCUCUGCCCUCCUCACCAAAGCCUGUCCGGGUCUGUGACUCCUGCCAUGCCAUUCUGAUACAGAGAUGCUCUUCUAACGUGCCAUAAGAGAUUUAUUCAUUCUGCUUUUAGCUCAUCCUGUAAAAACCACCACACCAACUAAAGAAUGUACAACAGGAUUUCCAGACUCUGAGGUAAGCAGUGUGGAGUUGCAGUUUCAAGGUACUGUGGAUGAGUUACUUCUCUGCUUCCUCUUGAAACAAAUGGAGACAAUGGGACCCAAAUGUAGAAAAUGCACAUCUAAAAAGAAGAAAAACCCAGAAGGGUGUGUUGGUCUGCCAAAUGGCUCAGCAGCUUUUUUGGGAGGAAGCAGGGCAGUUUAUACAGGAGACUCAGUGUUAAUGUGUAUUGGAUGAAUAUUUCAGUUGUUAAGAUGAUCUGGAGGAAGGUGAUACUCUUACAGGCUGAUGAGCCACAAAUCCAACCUAAGCCUGUGAUAGGCUGUUGGGAAGCAAAACCCUGCAGGAGCUGGUUUUAAAUUCUACUGGAAAAAAGCAUGGCAAUUAAUGCAGUGGUCUGAGAAGCUGCUGCCAAAUACCUUUUGUUUGUUCACCUCUCUGCAUGAGCAGGAGUUGGUAUGUCCCAGAACAUUUCAGAACAUCCCAGAACAUUGCACUGCAGCUGUUCUGUGCAGUCCCAGGGUGAGGGGAGCUGUGCUCAGCCAGGGAACAAACAGUGCUCGGGGCACUUCCUGAAGGAAGGUGUGUUUUGCUGAGUGAUUUGUUCACAUGAGCUAUUAAUUUGAUAUAUUUGUGUUUCCACUGAGAGAGAGCUGUUCAGCACAGACCUCUUCUCUGACAUUGUCUGUAACCUUGAACAAGUCUCUGCAUCGUUUUCAUGCAAGUCAUGCUCUCCAGUUUGUAUGUGUAGUCACUGCAUAGCUCUAGAAACCACCUAGAAAGGCUGGGAUUAAAUGCUGGGAAUCACAUCCUUUCUGUGCUGCACAGGGAGGUUCUUCCUUAUUUUGUCACCAUGUUUCUCAAACCUUCAGAGCUGGUUCCUAAACUGCAUUUUUUUUACAGAGCACUCUUGAGCCUGAGUCUAUCCACUCUUGUCACUGAUGGUAACAUUUGUUGGAAUGUAAGAUCCUUGUUCUUUCCAUAGGCAAAUAGAAAUAAUAUCCUUUGAUAAACUGCCCUCCCUUCCAACUCACUGCACUGCACCCUCCUCCCUUUAGCCACUCCUGGCCUGGGCUCCAGCCCUGGAUCCUCCACCAGCCCUGUAGUUCCUUCAGCCCUGGGCUUGGAGUAGCACUGCUGGCACAAAAGGGAGGCUGCACACAGAUCUUUUAGCUGUCCUUGCACUUUGUUCAGCUUGGCUUUGUCUCUGAGAAUAGGGAUUUAGUGAAUAUCCUAAAAGCUAACAUAGCUAUUCUUUUUAACACCUCAAUGUAGUUGCUUAUGUAGCUUUUGUAAAGAAAAAUGUUUUUAAAAAGACCUGAUGUAACUUUUUGUAAAAUACCACACAAAUACUUGUAAAUCUGUAAAUAACUUUUGGAAAAAAAUAAAUUUAAGUUAUCUGAGA